Messenger RNA from Platichthys flesus (European flounder), 751 nucleotides. RefSeq names its product APC11 anaphase promoting complex subunit 11 homolog (yeast) (gene anapc11). Gene Ontology annotation, molecular function: ubiquitin protein ligase activity; zinc ion binding; cullin family protein binding. The record is from RefSeq and is a predicted model, not a curated record. NCBI's taxonomy places the organism in Eukaryota, Metazoa, Chordata, Actinopteri, Pleuronectiformes, Pleuronectidae. The transcript has 2 exons. Gene Ontology annotation, biological process: positive regulation of mitotic metaphase/anaphase transition; anaphase-promoting complex-dependent catabolic process; protein ubiquitination. The coding region runs from base 296 to 550 and encodes 84 amino acids. Gene Ontology annotation, cellular component: nucleus; anaphase-promoting complex.
GAGCUCAAUUUGAAUAGUAGAAGAAGAAGCUCUUCCUUCUCCCCAUGGUGCACUAGCUGAUGAAUCUUCAACUGGAUACAAAAUGAUUUUUAGUUUGCAAACAUUGACAGUGAGUUAAGUCGUGGUGGAGAUAACAAGACGUCGCCUGGUGAGCUGGUUGGUAUUUGUCAACAGCUACGAGGUAGAACAGCUACAGCGGAAGUUCUCCGUCAAUGUUAGCUUACAUGCUAACAUCGGCUGCUGUGCCUGAAGCAGGAGCGUGUUGACGGUUUGCUGCUGCUGUCAGAGCCUCAGGAUGAAGGUGAAGAUCCGGCAGUGGAACGGGGUGGCCUCCUGGCUCUGGGUGGCCAAUGAUGAAAACUGUGGGAUCUGCAGGAUGCCCUUCAAUGGAUGCUGCCCGGACUGCAAAGUGCCUGGAGACGACUGUCCGCUGGUCUGGGGUCAGUGCUCCCAUUGUUUCCACAUGCAUUGCAUCUUGAAGUGGCUGAACUCGCAGCAGGUCCAGCAGCAGUGCCCCAUGUGCCGACAGGAGUGGAAGUUCAAGGAGUGAACCAACAGAGGUGGUGCUGCUGUCUGCCCACAUAGACUUUCACAGAAGCCUGUUCAAGUGUCACAUUUCUGUUUCAGUUGUAAAUAAUGUGUUUAGACAAUGUUUUUGUACGUAUUCAUCUGAUCAAAUGCAAAGGACAUUUGGAAUAAAUUGCAUUUUUCUUAUAAGAUAUGUGAUUGAAUAAAACACACAUUAAUUCUC